Molecule: messenger RNA, 2971 nt
Organism: Carcharodon carcharias (great white shark)
Lineage: Eukaryota; Metazoa; Chordata; Chondrichthyes; Lamniformes; Lamnidae
Gene: rbm24a
Product: RNA binding motif protein 24a
Exons: 6
Coding region: 512-1201 (229 amino acids)
Cellular component (GO): cytosol
Molecular function (GO): mRNA 3'-UTR binding
Source: RefSeq, a predicted model, not a curated record
UGAGAGACAGGCUGUCGAAAGGCGGCGCUCCGGUUCGCUACAUGGGCAGGGACUCGCUGCCACUCAGCCACAUGAGCUCAACCGGUACACAGAGCCCGGACAGCGCACAAACUCGCUUCUAGUACCCGGGCCACUCGGCUACAUGACACCGGGCCUCUCGGGCGAUGCGAAUCUGGCGGUGAUAAAUAAAUAAAGAGGCGUCCGAUUACAGCCCGAUCGGGUAACGCUAUUCACCAGCUUGCAGCAUUCGACUGUCCUAAGCACCUGUGAAAAUGAUAAUUGUGCUGGGCCUCCAAAGCAGGUGAGGGCCCCAGUCUGAAUGUCUCAUUCUGUGACACAUACCACACCAAUUGUAAUGUGGGACGGGGGAAGAGAAGUCAGAUUAGGGGUGCACUAACUACAACAAUCCCUUUCUCCGCCGACUGGGGGUAAGUGUUAAAGAGGAUCAAAGGCCACCGGCCGCGGUCACUGAAUCACUGAGUGCUGCAGCCUGAGCCCCGGGGGAAGGAAGAUGCACACCACCCAGAAGGACACCACCUUUACCAAGAUCUUCGUCGGCGGGCUGCCCUACCACACCACGGACGCGUCGCUCCGCAAGUACUUCGAGGUGUUCGGCGACAUCGAGGAAGCGGUGGUCAUCACCGACCGGCAAACCGGGAAAUCCCGCGGCUAUGGCUUUGUGACCAUGGCUGAUCGGGCGGCGGCGGAGCGGGCAUGCAAAGAUCCCAACCCCAUCAUCGACGGCAGGAAAGCCAACGUCAACCUGGCUUACCUGGGGGCCAAACCUCGGAUCAUGCAACCAGGUUUCGCUUUCGGAGUGCAGCAGAUUCACCCUGCUUUCGUCCCCAGGCCAUAUGGGAUCCCCACUCAUUAUGUCUACCCACAGGCCUUUAUGCAACCUGGAGUCGUCAUCCCACAUGUCCAACCCGCAGCCGCCGCAACCCCUUACAUUGACUACACGGGAACUGCCUACGCGCAGUACUCCGCAGCCACAGCUGCAGCUGCCGCCGCCGCUGCUUAUGAGCAGUAUCCAUUCGCCGCCUCCCCCGCCGCUGCGGCAGCAGCCGCCGGUUAUGUCACCGCCGCCGGCUACAGCUACGCGGUGCAGCAGCCCAUGCCCAGUGCAGCUCCUGGGGCUGCUGCUGCCGCAGCCUUCAGCCAGUACCAGCCACAGCAGCUGCAGACAGACCGCCUGCAAUAACAGUGGGACAUUUAAAAAAAACUAAAAGUGCACACUACUUUUAGAAUCAGGAGAUCAACCAUAUAUUCCAGAACUCCCCAACUAGUUGCAACUACAGGACACAACAAAAUGGACAUGGGGUGGGGGAAAAUAGUAUACUAAUUUCUGAUUGCGAGGAAAAUAUUUUUGCAGCUUUUGAUUACCAGAAGCAAUUGUGCUACAUACUGUCAUAGCACAAGAAGAUGGAAUAGCAGAAAAUGCUUUUUUGUUUACGAUCAAGAAGAGCUUUUAAGAUGCAAGUCCAAAGCCUUCAACCAGCCUGCAAUGUUCAUGUAUCAACAAUGGGACAUAACGUAAUAUAAUUGUCUUGUGCAAACCAUUUCUUCAUCAGGGAAAAUGCUGCAAUACUUUCAGCAUGUAACUGCAGGAGCUGCAUGCAAUAACAUUGCGAUAUGCAAUAAUAAUAAUUUAAAAAUAAAUGAAAUGUGCACAUCAGGGGGUUAAUGAGAUACAGAGACAAUUCUACAUUAUAGUAACGACUACCAUUUCAAUUUCAAAGCACUGAAUGUCAUACUCCUUUUUUUUAACUCUGACCUAUGCAAAGUAUUUGAGAUAUUUGAAAUCUCUCUCGGGCAUCGAACAAUCAAAGCACAUGACCAUGUGGCAUGAUGGACAGGCACCGACGUUAUUUAUUUUUUUUAAAUAUAUUCUUCCCUUCUAUGCAUGAAUGGAACUCUGAGCAAGUGAUCUGGAUUUAAUGGACAGAACAGCUGUGCGAACAAUUAAUAAGGUAGACAGUUCUGGAAAUACACAUCACUUGUGCGUGUUUGAUGACCUGUCACAUUUUAAUCCCCCCCGUCCUGUUUCACUUUUCGGGAAACUUUAACUGCUGCUGUCAGCACUUCGGAUUCUGAAAUCGGAUCAGCCCCUAACAAUAACAGUCUCCUCUUUCUGUUUUAUUGCAUCUGUCCAUGGUCAUUGAUUGAAAGCAAAACAAAAAAAAAUAGUGAAUUUUAUUAGUCAUUGGUUGAAACUGUGCCUUAUAAAAAUAUUGUAAUACUAUUUUAAAAUUAUUUAUUGUAAAUGUUUUUACAAUCUGCGCACUAUAGAAGGGGACAUAAGUGCGAAACUAUAUGUAUUCAGCUCAUUGCAAUAAAUUAUUAAGUAGGUAUUAGUUUAUAAUGUUAGACCAUAUCAAUCUUCAAAAUGUUGACUUCAGUUUAUUUAAGAUAUUUCUAUGACGCACUAUUCAGUGGUAUUGUUACCUUGACAGUUGUCAAUUUUAGGAUAUUAAAUUAAUAUUUACUCAAGGGUUUUUUCGUAAUGUUAUAAGCUGUACACAGAAAGACCUCUGACUUAGGAGUUUAGAAAUGUCUAACUUUUGGAUUUAUGUUGAAAUAUUUUAAACUAUUAUUCUGCCUGGUAGAAAGUUGUAACUGCUGCUCUGUAGCCUGUUUCUAAUUCUCAAUUGCUUGCUGACUUAAAUGUUUUUAUUCUUAUAUAUGCUGCAAACAGGUGAAUAUUCUAAAUGUAGAUUUUUUUUUAUACUUGAUAAAAAAAUCUAAGAUUUUCUUACAAGGGAAAGACAACUGAGCAUUUUGAAGACCUUUAUCAUGUUGCUGGACAAGUUUAAUUAUUCAGGCAAUGGUAGCUAGGAUUCUACAAAACUUCAUCUUUGAUGCUUAAGUACUGUUGCUAUCAUGUUUCUAUAACUGUGUAAACUGCUUUAUAAUAUAUCAACAUUCACCUCUACUAAAUACAUUCAAAAUAAAAAAGGAUUAAAAACCUGAA